GUAGUUUUCCUCCGGAGGGCUUGGUGACUUGCUCUUAUCUGUUUUGUUCUCUAGUAGUAAGAACCCCGGUCCCCGCGGGCGGGAGAGCUGGCUGGGUGGCACGGCAGGGUCCAGACGGCUCAGCACAGCAAUCCUCCGGCUUGGCCUCAGGAAAGGUGUUUCUCCGGAUGUCUGCAAUGUCCAAGAGGCCCCGAACCUUCAAGCUGCGGGCGUUGCACAGCCAGGACAAAUACGGGGUGGCGGGAAAGAGCUGCCAGGAAGUGUUGCUGAAAGGAUGUCAGAAAUUUCAGCUUCCUAUUUCUGGCAGCCGCCUGUGUUUAUAUGAAGAUGGUACUGAGCUCACAGAAGGCUACUUCCAGAGCGUCCCAGACAACACAGAGCUCAUGCUUCUGACCCCUGGGCAGUCCUGGCAAGGCUGUAACUGGAGGGGCAGGAUGUGUCGAUGGUGCCCGGUGCAUCUUGCUUGUUUUUCCUUCUUGGCGGCAGAUAUCAGCGACAUCCACCGCUUUCUCACCAUCUUCUACCAGCCGCAGGCGGAUGUCAUCCGGGCGGCUCAGAAACUGCUCACUGAUGAGCGAGCUCCUUUGAGGCAGAAGGUUCUCGCGGACUUCCUCCACAACAUUAACGAGAACAUCCAGGCAGAAACCCGUGAGGAGGAUGCGCCAUGGUUCGAAGGUCUGGAGUCUCGAUUUAGGAGCAAGUCGAGCUAUCUGAGGUACAGCUGUGAGAGCCGCAUCCGGAGUUACAUGAAGGAGGUCAGUGCGCAUGCCGCCACCCUUAAGCCCCAGCCUCAAGCGGAGUAUCUGAAAAUCAUUGGCCGCAUGUGCGAGAAACUGAAGUCAACACGCUACAAUGGCAGCUACUUUGACAGGAGAGACAAAGGGAGAGAGCGUCUUUGUACAGCAGAAGGCUGGUUCUCUUGUCAGGGUCCUUUUGAUUUGGAUUCUUGUUUGUCUAAACAUUCCAUCAACCCCUAUAGUAACCGGGAAAGUCGAAUUCUCUUCAGCACAUGGAAUCUGGAUCACAGAAUAGAAAAGAAACGUACCAUCGUGCCUGCCCUGGCCGAAGCUGUCGCCAAGCAAGAUGGAAGAGAAGUAGACUGGGAAUAUUUCUAUAGCCUGCUUUUCACCUCGAAUAACCUCAAAUUGGUGCAUAUUGCCUGCCAUAAGAAGUGUAGUCAUAACCUCAGCUGUGACAAAACCAGGAUUUACAAACCCCAGAAACUUGUCAGGAAACGUGCUGUCCGCAGACGGCAGUGA
Molecule: messenger RNA, 1259 nt
Organism: Gracilinanus agilis (Agile Gracile Mouse Opossum)
Lineage: Eukaryota; Metazoa; Chordata; Mammalia; Didelphimorphia; Didelphidae
Gene: DFFB
Product: DNA fragmentation factor subunit beta
Exons: 8
Coding region: 168-1259 (363 amino acids)
Biological process (GO): apoptotic process; apoptotic DNA fragmentation
Cellular component (GO): cytoplasm; nucleus
Molecular function (GO): DNA endonuclease activity
Source: RefSeq, a predicted model, not a curated record